CCGAGCAGCUGCCCACUUCUACUAAGGUUGGUCUGUUCCCUUCCCCUUUCGCUUUUGGGGAACGUCACACGUGGGAAGCACUUCGGCUACCUUAUCGCAAGGGUUUCGACGAAUAAAAAAGCAUCCCCACUAAAUCAAGAGUUUAGAUGCCCGAAGAUCUAAGAAGGUUGAAUCAGGAAUAAGUGGGUGAUUUCUUGAAGGAAGAAGGGCAAGUCCGGUUCGAAUCCAAUUCGUGAGAUGGCAGUGAUCUUUAGCUGGUCAUGGCCAUAAUGUGCUUUUCUUCCUCCUGCUUUCGUUGUCGAUUUGGGAAACCCUCGCCGCCAUCGUCAGACAUGGAAAGACACCGGGGAAGUCGGAAGCCCCAAGCCCGCCGAGUGCGUCAUCUUCCUGAGGGCGCCGCUCUCGCCCCUCCUCUCCUGUGCGAGCGACGCCGAUCCGGAGCAGUGACCCCUUCAGCAGCAUCAUCUCUUCAAUUUGGGGGAAGACAACGAAAACUCCGAAUUGAGUUUUGUCGUCAACAAAGUUUUUGUUUUGAGGUUUGUGUUGUCUAUCUCGGGUUCAUUUUGUCCCACUAUGUAGCAAUGUUUCAAAACUUGGUACCUUAUGAACAGGUUCUAUCCUGUGUGAAAUUACAGUCUUUAUGCCUUUUUUUGGUUUUCCAGUCUUUAUAUGCACUUGACAUACCAGGUCUUAUGCCACCAAAUAUAUUCACUUCUUAUGACAUUGCUACGAACAAACGUUGAGGUAGGUACUUGGGCUUCAACUGACUAUUGUGGACAUUAAUAUGAUCUUUGACUUAUUUUACAUGAUUACUCAAUCCAAGCUUGAAGGUGAAGCUGGGUAGCCUAUGUUUCGCUGAUUGGUUUUAAGAGCAGUUGCAAAUGUUAUUAAGAUGUAUUCUUCUUUGCUUACAACAGAAACUGAGCUGCAUAGAAGUCACUGGCGCAUACAGUGCUCAGAAUAAGGAGAUAAAUAUAAGUUUGCCAGCAAUUGGUCUAUUGUGGAGUGCAACAGACUUCAUUGGCAAAGGAUUGGGGGAGACUUCUGAUAUUACUUCAAUUGCGGAGCAGAAUAAUUAUUAUGGAAUUUGUGAGGAUGUUCAAGACAUUCAUACUACUGAAGCUAAUGAACCAGUUCCUAUGAAAAAGUUGAUUGAUUAUAAAAGCUUGCUCUUUUCAGUUUUCACCAUUCUUGGAAUCUUGCAGCAGAUGAGUGGCCUGAGAUGUUCCCCAGUUAUACUAGUAGUUCAGCCAGCAAUGUUAAGCAGGAGAUACUGCUUGGACUCGGUAAUUAAUGGAAAAUAUGAUUGUAUAAAUUGUUUAUUUUCGAUUUCCCAUUUUCCAUUGAUUUUAAGGCAUUGUCUUUAACAGGAGAUCUGUAUACUCAAGCACACAUGAUGUUUAAUGUGGAUAUGUAUUUGCAGCUUCUUGGUAUAUUGCAUUUGGCAAUUAGAAGUUCAAAGAAUUCAAGCAAUGUGGAAAGAGAAGCUGUAAGUUCUCUCAUCACAGAUAUUUUUAGUGGGCUUUACCACGCGUUAAUCUGAUCUCAGCUUUCAGAUAUUAGUUCUUCUAUAAAGUGAACAAAUUCAGUUAAUAAAAGUAGAGAGUAGGCAUUGUUCAAAUCUUCACCUGCUCCAAGGACAGCACAGGAGGUCCAUAAGAUGAUUGAGAAAAACAGAGAUGUCUCAGUUGCAUUUUGCAGUAGAAAAUACGUUUUAGAGGAGAGGAGAACUAGAUGCUUGGAGAAAGUAAAGAUGGGGCAUUCCCUUCUUUGGAUCUAGCUCGAGGAAGUAAACACUGUAGAAUAACCUUCUGAAAGCCAG
Zingiber officinale is the source of this 1822-nucleotide messenger RNA. RefSeq lists its product as uncharacterized. The transcript is spliced from 6 exons. NCBI's taxonomy places the organism in Eukaryota, Viridiplantae, Streptophyta, Magnoliopsida, Zingiberales, Zingiberaceae. The record is from RefSeq and is a predicted model, not a curated record. The coding region runs from base 882 to 1367 and encodes 161 amino acids.